Molecule: messenger RNA, 1530 nt
Organism: Pleuronectes platessa (European plaice)
Lineage: Eukaryota; Metazoa; Chordata; Actinopteri; Pleuronectiformes; Pleuronectidae
Product: cytochrome b-245 chaperone 1 homolog
Exons: 6
Coding region: 159-761 (200 amino acids)
Source: RefSeq, a predicted model, not a curated record
GGAAGGAAGUGUAACCCAUUCAUGACAGUUGCUGCAGUUGUUUUGUGCAAUGAAAUGAUUUCGACUUCCUUAUAAUUCAACACGCGCGUUUCUUUACACAAACGACUUUUUAUUGAACCGUACAAGCGGAUAUUUGCUGAAAUAAGCACCGGUGAAAGAUGGGAUACAUGACAGUAGAGGAGCACAGCUCCACUUUGCUCCACCUGAAGAGAUCUCCGGGCAUUCGUUCAUGGUCUCUUCUUGUUGGUAUUACAUCGGUUGGGUUGGCAGCUGCAUACUACAGCUCAGACAGCAUCCCGUGGAAGCUUUUCUAUGUGACCGGAUGUCUGUUUGUGGCCAUGCAGAACAUGGAGGAGUGGGAGGAGGCGUUGUUUGACAAAACCAAGAAUCUGAUCGAGCUCAAGACCAUCAGCUUGUACGCUUCAAUCCUUACGUUGUGGAGGAAGGGCCAAGAGAAAGUUGUGUUGGAUCUGACACAGCUCUGUGAUAUUUGCGUCCAAGAGGAGAAGGUACGGUAUCUGGGGAAGGGGUACCUGCUGAUGCUGCGGCUGGCUGCUGGCUUCUCAUACCCCCUCACACAGAAUGCCAUGCUGGGGGGACGCAGUGAUGUGGAGGCAAUGGCUGCAUUGCUGAAGCGCUUCGUGGGGCUGGAGGACCUGCAGCAGCAGCACAGGCAGCACGAAGAAGAGGCAGAGGUCGGAGAAGAGGAAGAUUAUGCGGACGACAGCAGUGAUUCGGAUGAUGAAGCUAAUGAACUCUGAUCACUGUGACUCGCAGCUUUCCUGUAACUCUGGGUGGACUGAAUUUGGGGCAUUAUACAGGGUGAAGCCUUUUCUUCAUUUCUACGUGUGGGCAAGCGAGGGAGGGCGACUGCAGCUGAGGGAGCGUACAAUGUUUUUUCCUACACCUACAUGUUUUGUCAGGGACAUAUUAAGUUUAAUCAACAUUUUCCAAGAGUUUCCAGAAUUGGGGUGAAAGACCUUUUUUUACACUGUAAAUGUAGCUUUCUGCAAACGAGUAUUGCGUUUCUGAUGUAAGAGUACACUCCAUAUUACAGAUUUACUGUGCCUUCCUCUUGUACUCUAAUAGGUGUUUAUGUGUAAUAGUCAUGGGAAGUGCCUUUCCCACAGUUUGGCCCACCCAGCUGAUAAUCACCUUUUUGCCUGUUUACAGCUGGAGUCCCGAUGAAUGCACGUGCAAGCUAUAGCCAGGCUUGAAGGAUUUUCAUGGCUCAGUCAAGAGUAAUCUCUGUGUGAAAUUAAUAGGCUGCUUUUCUGUUUUUGUACUUUUUGUGAACCAAAGACUGAAUAUCAGGCGACACCUUGGUGAUUUAAAGUGUUUUUUUCCCACUGAACUUUUCUUUGUGUGUUGAAUCAGGGCUGUGUCCCUUACGUCAGACACUGAAUGUUUGUGCUGCUGAGAGAAAAACCAGAGGGAUUUUGGGGUUAACUGUUGAUAGAUAUUAUUGCCUUUGUUUACUUAAUUUCUUUUUGCAGAAAUUAUAUAAAAAUGUUUUAAUAUAAAACCCAA